Bombus impatiens (common eastern bumble bee) is the source of this 6983-nucleotide messenger RNA. It is a transcript of the gene dsd, whose product is annotated as attractin-like protein 1. NCBI's taxonomy places the organism in Eukaryota, Metazoa, Arthropoda, Insecta, Hymenoptera, Apidae. Gene Ontology annotation, molecular function: protein binding. The coding region runs from base 143 to 3619 and encodes 1158 amino acids. The record is from RefSeq and is a predicted model, not a curated record. Gene Ontology annotation, cellular component: Golgi apparatus. The transcript has 11 exons.
AGCUGCGGAUUGAUUCAAGGAUUUUGUUAUCGUUCGCAGACUGACGGAACCAACAGGAAACAUUCACGAUGGUAUCGGCAACUACACGGCGGACGUAAAGUGUUCCUGGUUGAUCGAGAGCAACCCAAACUCCACGAUACGGAUGCACGUGGAGCAAUUCGCGACAGAAUGCGGCUGGGACCACAUGUACAUUUACGACGGUGACAGCGUCGAGGCGCCGUUGGUUGCCGUCUUCUCCGGAUUGAUGCACAAAGAUGGCUACCACGUACGGCGCGUGCCGGAAGUGAUCGCGCGCUCCGGAACCGCGCUGCUUCACUUCUACUCGGACGUCGCGUACAACAUGAGCGGCUUCAAUAUCAGUUACAAGAUCAACGCCUGCCCUAGCAGGUAUUCGCACACUGACUGUUCCGGCCACGGAGUCUGCAUCGACGGUGUGUGUACGUGCGAUGCCACGUGGACCGGUGAAGCUUGCGAGAUUCAAGUUUGUCCAAACAAUUGCUCCGAUAAUCACGGACAGGGCGAGUGCAACCGCGAGAGCCAUCACUGUGACUGCGUGCAUGGUUUCAAGGGUUCUGACUGCAGCCAAAGAAGCGAUCGUGGAUUCUGGGAAAGCGUAUCCUACAAAAAUUUGUCACCGGAAGGUUCGGCUAGUCAUUGCUCCAUCGUUUGGAAGGAUUCCUUAUACGUAGUCGGCGGUGAGAGCUUUCAUCGCGUAAAAAUGAUCAACGUUUAUGAUUUCAAUGGAAACGUCUGGGAGACCCCUCACGUCGAGGGUAAGGUUCCUCUGCCUCGGUACGCUCAUUCGUGCGUACUCUUUGGCGACAAGAUAUUCAUGUACGGUGGUGUACUGCCUAAUUCUACGGUGACCAAUGAGAUCUGGGCGUUCGAUGUGUCGGCAAAAGUCUGGGAGAACGUAACGGUGCACGAUAACUUCCAUAACAACAAAACCAUACGUGGUGGUCCUUUAAAGGUAGCCGGACAUUCUGCAACCUUGGUGCACGGAAAAAAAGAAAAGAUGGUGGUGAUAUUUGGCUAUUCGCCUCAGUAUGGUUACCUGAACGAAGUUCAAGAAUGCUAUUUGGGUACUCGUGAGUGGCAAAUUGUGGAGACUGCUGGAUUCCCUGUGAAGGGUGGUUAUGGUCAUACAUCUGCCUAUGAUCCGUUGACGAAUCUCAUCUACGUGUACGGAGGAUACGUAUCGGAGACACAAAUCACACAGGUGUUAACCAGUCGACUAUACUCCUAUCAUCCUAUUAAUCGUGAAUGGAGGUUGCUCACGUCAGCGCCAUCGGCUCGUUUCUUUCAUACGGCUGUAUUCGUUUCUGGUGGCUUGAUGAUCGUCUUUGGCGGUAAUAUGCACAACGAUACGCAACAUUCGGACGGAACAAGAUGUUAUUCAGCGGAUACGAUAGCGUACGACGUUACGUGCGACUCGUGGCAUCAGUUUUCUAUGCCGAAAGAGAUGACCGAUCUGCCUAGGUAUGGACAUACUGCAACUGUAUUUGAGAAGUCCAUGUACAUUUAUGGCGGAUUCGAUGGACAGAUGUUAUCUGACAUGUCAAGGUACACACCAGGGAACUGUGAGCACUUGAUGAAUCAGAAUCAGUGUUUGAACGCAAGGACAGGCGUGAAGUGCGUGUGGGAUAAGAGAGAGAAUCGGUGUAUACAGAUCACUAAGAUACCCCGACACGUGCUUCUUAACGACGACAUGCACGACGGAAUUUACAUGAGGUGCCUAGACGAUACGCCACCUCGUGGGAUGACGUCUCACAAGGAAUUAUGCAAACUGCUCACAGACUGUGUGGCAUGCGUACAGACUUCGUACAAUUGCGUAUGGUGCGGCAAGAGUUGCUCGUACGAGAUUUGCCGAGACAACGCUAACGCACCUCCGACUAAGGCGAUCACCGAUCUGGUACAAUGCGACCUUCAUACUGGCAUAGAGUGCUUACAAUUGCACACGUGCCAUGCGUGCUCCAGUAAUCCACAUUGCAUCUGGUCUUGGUCGAACGGACCUGAUCGGUGUAAGCCAUACUCGAAGGCUCGAGACCAAGUGACGAUUUUAAACGGAACUAUUCAAGCGCAGAGGCUGUCCAUAGACUCUUGUCGCAGUCCUUGCGUAGACUACACUUCCUGUAAAAAUUGCACAGAGUCCGAUUGCAUCUGGUGUCAGAGCGAGAAGAAAUGCGUGGACAAAAAUGCGUAUCCCGCGAGCUUCCCUUACGGGCAAUGUCGCGAGUGGACUACGAUCGAUGCGAAAUGUCGGCCGACGGAAACGGGGAAAGAAUGGUGCACGUUUUAUUCGUCUUGUACGACGUGCCGCUCCGAUCCUGGAUGUGGAUGGUGUGACGAUGGUUCAGGGACAGGGAAGGGACUCUGCCUGCCAGGUGGGGCUCGUGGUCCAAGCAGUAAAAGCUUGGACGCAUGCCCGUUCGAACGAUGGUACUUCACUAAAUGCCCUGCUUGCCAAUGCAACGGGCAUAGCAAGUGUCUCUCGAAUAGCAGCAUAUGUAUCCAACCGUGUGGAAAUUUGACGUACGGACCUCACUGCGAUAAAUGCAUUCCCGGCUAUUACGGCAAUCCACUGAAUGGAGCGACUUGUCAACCCUGUUUUUGUAAUAAUCAAGGCACGCAGUGUACCAGCGAGACGGGUAAAUGUUUCUGUACAACGAAAGGCAUUAUCGGGGAUCAUUGUGAACGAUGUGACGUGUCUAGCCUUUAUCACGGAGAUCCUACCAAUAAAGGAUCGUGUUUUUAUGAUCUGGCGAUCGAUUAUCAAUUUACGUUCAACUUAAGUAAAAAGGAGGACCGUCAAUACCGAGCGAUCAAUUUUAAGAAUUCUCCGCCAAAACCCGAUAUCGAUGCUGAGUUUUCCAUUACGUGUUCUGUAUUGGCUAAAAUGAACAUCACCGUGAAGAGAGGGAACACGCCGGAAAUACCGUUGAUUCUUGGCGCGAAUUGCACCACCAGCAUGUACAAGCAUCGAUUUAUCAAAGACGGUUACGGUUUCGGUAGCGAGAACAAUAAUACAUUAACCACGUUCUACGUUUACGUGUACGACUUCCAGCCGCCUGUGUGGAUUCAAAUUUCCUUCUCGCAAUAUUCCAAACUCAACUUGCAACAGUUCUUCAUAACAUUUUGCACAGAUUACAUGCCUAGGUGCUUCCUCGCUCUCCUGUUGGUGGCUGCUAUCCUUUGGAAGAUUAAACAAAAAUAUGAUAUGUACAGAAGAAGACAGAGAUUGUUCGUAGAAAUGGAGCAAAUGGCCAGUAGAGCGUUUAGCCAGGUUUUGGUAGAAAUCGAGAGGCGGGACAUCGAUAAUUCUGACUCCGAGCGAAACGAGUCCGAGUUAAUCAAUUGCCGCAAGAAGAAAAAGGAUGCCCCUAGUCCGAUCGCGUUGGAGCCCUGUUGCGGUAACAGAGCAGCGGUCCUGUCGUUGCUAGUCAGACUGCCUACUGGCGGUGAACCUUACACGCCGGCUGGUCAGAGCGCUGGUUUAGCCGUAGCAUCUGCGUUAGUUACGCUGGGUAGUCCGCGGAGGCCUUCUCAGGAAUUGACGACGAAGGAACCGACAAAAACACGAAAGUCUGCCAGCCAACACCCAGAUUCCACAUGCAUUUAGCGAUAAGGGCAUGAAAGUAGAGACUUUUAAAGUGGGUGACUAUAUGAGCCUUAGACAUGUUUCUGUGAUCUUGCCUUAGCGAACGGGCAGGACUGUUCAAACUCUUCGAACUCUGAUAGAGUGAAGUGUGUAAUUAUUCAUUAAUUAUUAUUCUUAAUUUUUUUUCACUUUUUCUGUUCUUUUCAUUUUUGUUCGUUCCGCAACGAAUGUUCGUUUCGAUCCGUAUUUUUCAAUGUGAAAAUCGCGUCCGUCAUGCUCAACGGAUCGGUCAGUUAAGUGGUUCUACUAGUGUAUGGAUUUUCGUUGUGAAACGGGGGCCGGCCGUGUUUCGUUCAGCCGAUAUUUGGUAAGUAAAUUAGGUCCAUGAAUCGUAAAUCCACGGCAUAGCGUGUGGGCAUAACACGCUUGACGGAUUCGAGAUUCCUUUCAUCGUCAUUUUAAUUCUUUCGUUUCUGUCGUGACGAUGUACAGUGUUGUAUAUAGAACUGUUCUGCGGUUUAUUUUUCUUCAUUUACACGUUGCGAUCGAACGGAAUCGAGUUCGUCCCGCGAUCAUCGACGUGUCUUCGAAAAGGGGGCUAUAAGAAUAGAGAUCGAACUUUGUAAUAAAGUUAAUAUUCAGCGCUGUCCUUUAGUUACAAGUUUCAGUGAAACCGCGGGAGUGGUGGCUGAAAAAAUUAUCGACAGAUAUCGGCGAACGAAAUAAUAUACGUAUCGAGAAAUUCGAUUUGCCGGAUGUAGUACGGACGUGUAAUUUUCGUUCUUCGUUUUUCUUGUAUAGUUGUGUAAAUACGUGUAUGUUGUAUAUCCCAAGUGAAAGAUCAUAAUCAUGACACACGCGGACUGUACAGAUAUAAAAUUGAUUCGAAGGAAGAAGGAAAGAAGCGGAAAGCGAGUGACAAGGAAUAUAUCAUCUUUUGUGUAUUUGUCUCUUUCUAGUAAGCGGUGAAGAAUCAAUUCUAAAUUAACGGAAAUGAAUAGAGGCGUAUCUUCGUAUUCGGUAUACCUAUUUAUCUAUUGUGCCAAAGCAUUUUUAUAUUGGUACCGUUAUUUAAAAAAAAAAAAAAAAAAAAAGAACUGGGAGAAAAAAAGGUAUUAGAACGUCAUUGAUGUAGAUAAGAAUUUUCAUUAACGAACCAAUUUUAAUCUCGAAAGAUUGUCAUUAGCAGAAGCAUAAAAGUCCAAUUUUUGGAUUUUUAUGACACGGCAGAAUUCAUUCCUUUCAUUGAUUUGUCUCUAUUCGUUUCCAUAGAGAAAGGAUUCGUUAUACGAUUGAAAGAUACGAAUCAAGAAAGUUGUCCAUUUUGCGUCGAGAUCUCUUUCUUUCAAAUACGACAGCGUAAUUUCGAUCGUAUAACGUCCAACAUAAUUUUAACGUAAUAACGAAGUGCGAGGGGGAGGGGCGGAGGAAGGAGAAGAAGGAUGUGGAUGUUGCAAUAAACUGUAAGAAUCGCGGUUAUUCUUCGGUCGACGAUAACGGUUUUCGUUUCGCUACAAGAUGGCAGUGCUGGUUGUUUCACGUACCAUGCCUAAAAAGCAGCGUUCAGACGCUCGAUAUUGUAAUCAAUAUUCGUAUGUGUCGACUACAAUAUCGAUCGCGCGAACGCUCCUCCUUAACCUUAAAUAGGUUUAAAACAGAUAGAGAACGAAAAAAGACAAACAAACGUAUAUGUUACGUGGCUGUGGUUUAUUUUUCAUUUAACUAUGUAUUAUCGUUCUUUCAUUUAUAUUACCGAUAUAUACAAAUUUCGUAUAUUUUUUGCGUGGCCAAUAAACGAUAGCUGCUUCCGUUCUGAAAUUUAGAAUGAUCUCACGUUCUUACUUUCUGUUCUGAAUAUGGAAGCAGCUCUUACUAUCACGUGUUCCAUAAAAAAGAAAGAAAUUAUUUUGUGCAUUCUGCCGUGCAAAACAGUUUCUUAUAACUAACCUAUAACUUAAAACUCCAGCUCCAGCACUUGCAUAGCACACAUAGAGAAUAUUUGCGUAUACGCGUCGUCUAUUUUAAUCUCAGCUCCAAUAAUAGAAUUUUUAAUGCGCGUGCAAUUAUUUUAUCACACUGUUCGUAAUAAUUACGGGAUCUCCUGCUUGUUGCACGGAAUAAGUACCAGAAACGAGAGAAAAAUACCGAAUAUAGGAUUAUCCGUUGUAGAACUUUUUAUCUAAUUUUCUUUUUAUUCGCGUAGUCGAGAUCAGCUUCCAAUGUUCAAAUUUACUACGGUUAAACAGAGGAUCCUGUAAUUAUUUUGUGCAUGGUAUAAGACUCGAGUACACCAAGAGUGUCGAUUUAGUAUUUUUAAGUUUUGGUCGAACUUUCUUUCAGAGCACCAAACAUUUUUAACCAAUUUCUAUAUUUUUUGACAGUAUAUCACGAACACAGCGUAAAAGUAUCAGUUGCGAAUCUAAGAAACAUUUCAAAUUUAAUCGAAAACUAAUAUAUUUUCUGUUUCUUUUAUACACAUCUCUACGGCUAAUACCAGAUUCGCCAGAUAUUUUGUUUCUAAUGAUUUCUUCUACGUUAUUCUUCCCGCAUCGGUGGAAUUUAUCAAGUUCCCGAGAUUUAUUCAAACUCUACCUCGACGCUAUAAUUUAUUAUUUCGCGAAUGCAUCCUUGUGUUAAGGAUCCAACGUGUAAUUCUUAAAAAUAAAUUUCCUAACUCCAAAAUUAGUACUUUUAAUCAUGAUUUGUUGAGUUGAAUCGCGUUAAAAGGUAUAGACACUGGUGAAGAAUCUUUGGUGUCCGAAAACGAGGUUUAGCCUCGAACUUUUCACAAAGAAUACGAGUGAUGUAGGCGUUUUUUUCGUCCUUUUUUUAAUUUUUUUUUUAUUUUAACCGUUGUAUAGCACAGGAUCAAGUGCAAUGCAUUACGUUUUACCAUGUAAUACUCAUCGAGUAUCUUUCAUUCUCUCUACUAUACUCGAAGCCUCUUAUUGUGAGGGUGCAACCAGACACUAGCCAAUACGUUGUAGAUGAUUUAAAUUGUGACAAAGUUACCCCUACUGUUCUCAAGAAUCGCUAUUACCUUAUCAGAAAUAGAGGAUAAGAACUAUUUACUCUUAUCUCUUGAUCGUGCUCUGGUUGCACUCGUAUAGAGAAUAGUGUACAUUUUAUUACCGUAAAGAUAAUUUAAUUUUUUAUACGACUGUUUUAUUUUUGUUCUCUUUCUUUUUUCUCUCUCUCUCUCUCUCUUUCUUUCUUUUUUCUUUUUUUUUCUUUUUUAACAGAGUAAUAAAAGCGGUGAACUUUCUUUGUUCUGCGCGAGAAUUUAGUUGUACAUAAUACGAGUAUAAAUAACGUUACAUUAUAUUUAAUGAAAAUAGGAGUACAUAUAUUGGAUAAAUUGCUCAACUUUUGAGUAGAUCCAUCU